AUGGCGACUGCAUACAAGAUCCAAGUCCCAGUGACAAACACAGGACUGUGGAGGUUCAAGCAGCAAGACGCCACUGCGAACAAGGUCUCUGAGCUUUUGCAAGAGGACCUAAAGAAACACCACGUCUUCUUCAACCAGGAUGGCUUCCACAACCAUAUCCCUCAUCAUGUCCUAGCCCUCUAUGGAACCGGCGCCGGCCCAGACGCCAUUCAAAUGGCAUACAACGAAAACGCAAACUACCAGAGACCGGCCAAGGAAAGCCACGCCAGCAUUGCGGACGAGCUGCACGACUGGGAAAAGACCAAGAAGUACCUGGGCCGGGAGAAGCACUACUCUGACUUCCUACUUUUCUACCAGCGCGAGAUCGAGAGACUGGGCUGGGAGGCGACGCUGAACGAGCACCUCUUCAAGGGUGACGAGCGCGCCAACGACAUGUUCCAGCGCAUGUUCGCCGGCUUCCUGCACCCCAUCAUCCAGCUCAUGUACGGCGUUGAGUGGGAGCAGCCCGCCAUCGUCGCCGAGGGCCUGGCCCAGGCCGCCGUGCACAAGAACCAGCUCAAGGACUUCUUUGACGAGACGGAAAAACGUGCGAAGGAGACUGCAAAGACGCCGAUGCCGCAAAUCGCGGAGCUCAUUGAGGAAAUUCGUGGCAACCAGAAGCUGGCCAAUGCGGUGGAGAUGAAGGAUGCGAACAAGGUUUUUGACGGUGUCUUGAAGCGCGCACCUGAGGAGAUGCUCAGGAUUGCGAGCAAGGUCAAGGUCCUGCCCGAGGAGUUGGAUGAGAGGACGGCCGAGAUGUUCCAUAUUGCCUUUCUCGUCGCCGGUGGUGCAGCUCUUCACCCGGGAAAGGAGGCCAAGUGGGAUUUCUUCUUAAUCCAUCACACAAACUCGGCGCCCAUCUUCCUCAGUUUCAACUCCAAGCACUGGAUCUCGACAGAGAACAAGGUUCGUAUGCUUGAGCACAAAAUCCGGAUGGACCUCGUCCAGUACGCAGCACGCGGCUGCCCGCAGCUCCGCCUGGACGAAGUCAAGGCAUACAGACCGAGGGACAAGGAUCAGGGCAAAGAGCUGGUUUCGAAGCCGUCAGAUGCUGACAAGGGCGCAGACCUCCUCCCGAGAUUCCAUGCCAUCCCUGACGAUGGCCAUACGAUCAAGGUAGUAAGGGCACUUGGUAUCUGCCACGAACUAUCUUCCAGGUAUGGUGACAAGCCCUGGAUCAAGAUCAAGGGCGACGACGAGUGGCUCAACCUGUCCUACAUGCUUUUGGACGGGACGGAGCACUCCGGGACGAGAUGGGUCCGCUCCGCCGGUCUUGAGGAAGCAUGGAAGGAUAUUCCCGCUCGCGAUUGA
Messenger RNA from Colletotrichum spaethianum, 1350 nucleotides. RefSeq names its product oxidoreductase ptaJ. NCBI's taxonomy places the organism in Eukaryota, Fungi, Ascomycota, Sordariomycetes, Glomerellales, Glomerellaceae. Gene Ontology annotation, molecular function: oxidoreductase activity. The transcript has 6 exons. Bases 1 to 1350 code for a protein of 449 amino acids. The record is from RefSeq and is a predicted model, not a curated record.